AUGGAUGGGAAUUCCUUCUUAGAGCCCAAGAAGGUGGUGCCACAAACAAGUUCACUAGAGAAGGUGGAUGUGGAGGCUGAGAUGAAGGAAGAGGUGGAGGUGGAGGUAGAGGUUGAGAUAGAUGUCAAGGUGAAGGUUGAAAUAGAGGUGGACAAGGUGGAGGCUGAGAUGAAGGAAAAGGUGGAGGUGGAGGUUGAGAUAGAUAUGAAGGUGAAGGUCGAAAUAAAGGUGGAAAAGGUCGAGGCUGACAUGAAGGAGGAGGUGGAAGUUGAGAUAGAUGUGAAGGUGAAAGUCAAGGUGAACAAGGUGGAGGUUGAGAUGAAGGAGGAGGUGGAGGUGGAGGUUGAGAUAGAUGUGAAGGUGAUGGUGGAGGUUGAGAUGAAGGUAGUGGUCGAGAUGGAUGUGGAAAUGGGGGUCGAAAUGGUGAUAAAAAUGAAGGUAGAGGCCAAGUUAUUUGCUUGUAGGUGGUCAAUUGGGUCAUCCUCAAUUGUUGUAUUAACUUGUGACUCAUUCAUUUGA
This is a messenger RNA of Sphenostylis stenocarpa, 519 nucleotides long. NCBI's taxonomy places the organism in Eukaryota, Viridiplantae, Streptophyta, Magnoliopsida, Fabales, Fabaceae. The record is from the annotation of a GenBank genome assembly.